Molecule: messenger RNA, 2935 nt
Organism: Vitrella brassicaformis
Lineage: Eukaryota; Vitrellaceae
Source: the annotation of a GenBank genome assembly
AUCAAGUCCUCAGUGCCCCCGUCCUGUCAUGGUCAUGUCCCUCUGCUGCCUCUGCCUUCCUGAGCAUCACCGCCCAAUUGUUCGCAUCAAAAUACAUCGACUCAACUGACGCACCACACACACGGCCACACAGACCUAUAGCACACACACAUACACACACAUGCACACACACAUGCACACACAAAUCCAAGAGACCUUCACGCGAAUGAGGCGCUCUGAGCUCUCACUCAGUUCCUCACCGAUCAGCUCGUCUUUCGUGAAGACGUGGUAGUAUCGUUUGAGUUCCACCAGAUGCUCCCGCGCUCCGCUCAAUUCGCCGCUCGGUGGACAUGGUGUGUCGCUGCCCUCUGGUUGCGUCUCGCUGUCUGGUUGGUCUGCCUGUGAGCCAGACUCGUAGACCCUCUGGAGGUGCCACGGCACGAACACUGCACCAAAGUACAAGGAAGGGCAGGCAGUGGGUGCAGGUACGUCUGAUGAAGUGCUGUGUCUGUGUGUGUGGCGCUGACCGUCUUGUGAGUCGAAUUGCCGUGCACCGAUGGAUCCCUGCUCCUGCUCGUACGCCCUGUACCAUUAACAGACUGUCUGUCUGUCUGUCUGUGUGAUAAAGCGCUCACCAGACGUACACCAGGACGGCCCCACCGGACCUGACACAUCGCACGAGCUCCUGCAGGGCGGCCAGCCUGCACGACAUACAGACAAGACGGAGGGAGGAGACGUGCUGGUGCGGUGGAGGCAGGCAGUCGUGGCAUGAUUGCUUUGCCGACCGACCUUCUGUCCUCACUCCCCAGGUGGUGGAUGACGGCAAUCGACAAGGCAGCGUCGGCGCAACCUGCAGACGCAACACAUCACAUGUUCGUCACGUGUCGGUUGCAUCGGGGCCUGUGUGUGUGUGUGAGAUUCUGACCGACCAUCCCUGAAGUUGAGUCUGACGCUGUCGGCGACCAACACCUGAGCGUCAACGCCCAGCCUUUCCCUGAUGGAUGAAUGGCAUGGAUGACCCACACACGACCUUGUAGUGCACUGAUAGGUCCGGUGUGUCGCCUUUCUCCUCUCUUGCCUCGUGCCUGCAGACAGACACCGACCUGCAUAUCUCCACGAGGGGCGCCGAGCGGUCCGACCCGAUGCACAGCACAUUGGACGCCGCACGGAGGUACUUGCCGUUGCCGCAACCUGCACCGCCGUGCUCACGCGCACACAUCAAUCAAUACAUGCAGCUACUUCCUUACACCCAUAACACACCUACCGGUGUCGAGCACAAGGCUGCCCGGCUGCAGCUGCUCCAGGAAGGCCUGCACCUUUGGCCAUGGCUUGUACCUCGUGUGGCUGAAGUGCCCCGCUAUCUUGUCAUAAACCUGAUACACGUGGUCUUCCUCCAGCUGUGUGGCGGGCAGCGACACAUCCACCGGCCGGCAGCUCUUGUCCGACGGCGGCAUCUUGGGGCGUCCCUCUGACGGAGGCCGGGAGGCCUCGGAGGAGAACAGAUAGUCGCUGGCCGCACCCUGAGCUGAGCGAGAGAAGCGGCCUUUCUCUCCAUGUGUGUGGACAUGGUGGGCCAGACCUUCUCACCGUUCUGCUUGAUGCUCCGCAUGACAACCAUGAGUGCUCGACUCCGCGUGGCAACUGUGCCGCCAGUGAGUGCAGGCUCCUUGACGGCAGGGACGACGAAAGUCCAUGCGUAGCGGGCCUCCCCUGUGCACACACAACCCACAGACAAUGAGCACGCAAUACACCCUUCUCACUCACCCUGCAUUGUCAGCAUGUCGCCCUCGUUCAGCCACAGGCCCUCCACACGACCUGAUCCAUCCAUCCAUCCAUCCGUGUUGUUCAAUGAGGAAAGAAAUGCCAACCAAUCAUUAGCAAUGGGAGGAUUCUUGUGCCACGGACCUGCAUGUGGGUUGAAGAGGCUAAGAGGCAGUGAGCCAUGGACACACACAAAGGCGAUCCAGUCCUGUAACAGACAGACAGACAGACACCCAAUGCCGGCCGAUGGAUGGAUGGAUGGAUGGAUGGCAGGUGGCUGUCUAUGAAGGCGCAUGCUUACUCACAUCGAAUAUGGCGUCAGACUCCAGGCAGUAAUACUCGGUGCCCUGAAUGACAGACACAUCAGCCAAACCGAUCAUGCAUCCACCAAGUUCUUCGCAUGAGUCUCAUGUACCUUUCCAGGCAGCGCCUCGAUGACGGUCGCUUGGUUCACAGCAAUCGGUGGCGUCCUCUCGCCGAAUGAGGCCACAAUCCUGUCCACGAACCCCUCAUGGAGCACCGCCCCAAGCCGCUUGACGCACUUGUGCCAAUCCAGCAUGUGGUUGCCGCGACCAUGAAACCCACAGCCGAUGUGCAGCUCUGAGGGGAGGGAGCACACAGACAGAAGGCAAUGAACGAACAAAUGGAUGACCUUGUCGCGUGCUGGACUGACUGACCUCGUUGCCUUGACGCCUUGUUCCAGUUCUGGGCAUCAACCUGCCGUCGGACAGUCUCGCAGUCGUCCUGCACCACCCAUCCCCGCAGCAGCCGCACACCCGCCCCAAGCGCAGCACUCCAGUUAUCGCCCUGUCCACUGAAGUACGAGCAAGGGUCCUGCACACUGUCCAGGGCGCCCUCCUGCCCCUGCCACGAACACAGCUCCGCGUAUUCGGCAUCGAUGGGCAGAGAAAUGCCGAGUGACUCCAUCACCGAACGCAGCGAGGCACUGUUAUCGUCAGCUUCGCCCUUGCUGCUGAGUAUGGCCCGCACCUUGGCUGCUGUCGGCGCGUCGGUGAAGGAUGCGAACAGGUAGUUGCGCUUGAGGAUCAGACAGAGGGCCGCUGGCUGCAGGGCGGGCGGGAGGGAGGCGAAGAGCCGUUCCAGAUGAUCUUGCUGCAGCUGCGCGAGGCCGAUGGAUGGGAUGAAUAGAUGGGGUGUGGGAGCUGAUAUGGUCAUCGGGUGAGGAACGGGACGC